AAAAGCGACGCCUGAGAGCGACGCUUGCAGCUGAUGUACCGCUGGCUCAAAAAUGGAGAGCGACACCACUUUCAGGAGAAUAAAACCCUUCGGGACACAGAAUUAUGUAGCGCAAGAUAACGACGGCUCUCGGGACCGGGGCGUGGAUAACGGCUACAACGGUGACCCGAAGAGGAAGCCCGAAGUGAGCCUAUAUUUGCUGCGGGAAGGACUGGCAGCUUCCCUGGUCUCUGUGUUUAUUUUGGUGCUGUGGGGACUCGUUCAUUUGUCGUUACAGCAGCUCGUCAUUGGCAAGCCGAGCGGAGACUUCAACGCAGUGAGAGCAAGACAGCACUUGGAGAAGAUCACCAGCGUGGGCCCUCGGCCAGUGGGCAGCCAUGAGAACGAAGUCCUGACAGUGGGCUACCUGUUGGAGCAGAUCGAGAACAUCCGGGUUGAGACCGCAGCGGGCCCCCAUAAAGUCACGGUGGAUGUGCAGCGUCCCACCGGCACUUUCUCCAUUGACUUUCUUGGAGGCUUCACCAGCUUCUAUGACCGUGUCACCAACAUUGCUGUCCGGCUGGAGCCUAAAUCCGGGUCGCAGCAUUUCAUGCUCGCCAACUGCCACUUCGACACAGUGGCCAACAGUCCAGGUGCCAGUGAUGAUGCAGUGAGCUGUGCAGUGAUGCUGGAGGUCCUCCAUUCUCUGGCCAACCAGUCUACUCCUCUUCUUCAUGGAGUUAUCUUCCUCUUUAAUGGGGCGGAGGAAAAUAUCCUGCAGGCCAGUCAUGGUUUCAUUACUCAGCAUCCGUGGGCAAAGCAGGUGCGAGCCUUUAUUAACUUGGAGGCUGCAGGUGUUGGGGGCAAAGAGGUUGUUUUCCAGACAGGUCCAGAGAACCCUUGGCUGGUCCAGGCCUACGUUCAAGCAGCCAAACACCCCUUUGCCUCUGUGGUGGGCCAGGAGGUCUUUCAGAGCGGCAUCAUCCCCUCUGACACUGACUUCCGCAUCUACAGGGACUUUGGAAACAUCCCAGGCAUUGAUCUGGCUUUCAUUGAAAACGGCUUCAUCUAUCACACCAAGUACGACACCGCUGACAGGAUCCUGACCGACUCCAUUCAGAGAGCCGGCGACAACAUCCUGGCGGUCUUGAAGUACCUGGUGAAUUCAGAGAAGCUGGCCGAUUCCUCCGAGUAUCGUCAUGGCAACAUGGUGUUUUACGACCUGCUGGGGGUAUUUGUGGUGGCUUACCCCGCCCGUGUAGGCACCAUCCUGAACUACAUGGUAGCCACAGCCACCUUCCUCUAUCUGGCUAAGAAAGCCUCAAUGCCAGGCAAUGGGGGUGGCCGAUAUGUCCGGGAACUGGCCUGUGCCACAGGUGUAGCGGUCCUGAGUUGGGUCGUAACGCUGCUGUCGGUGCUGAUACUCGCUCUGCUCGUCACUCUGCUGGGCCGCUCCAUGUUCUGGUACAACCACUUCUACGCCUCCAUCUGCCUGUAUGGGGCUGCUGCCACGGGCAAGAUGGUCCUCAUCCACACCCUGGCCAAGAACUUGUACUACGGAGGUGUGCGGUUGGUGGAGCUGGGCGAUCUCUACUUUGACGUGAGCCUGUUGCUAUGGUGCUGCAGCCUGGUGUGGCUCACCCAGCAGGGCCUGUGCUCAGCCUACGUCCCCAUGCUCAUGGUGGCUUUCCCCCUGGCCACCAGACUGCUUCUGGCCCGAGAGUUUAAAAACAGAGGAGCGUCACUGAAGUACAGUGUGCUCUAUCUGUUGGGCCUGGGGCUGCCUUACGUCCACUUCAUGUUCCUCAUCUGGGUGGUGUUUGAGAUCUUCACACCUAUUAUGGGUCGCAGCGGCACUGAGAUACCGCCUGAGGUAGUAAUGGCCACCCUCGUCACCCUGGCAACCAUCUUCCUCUCCUCCUUUUUUCUGCAUUUCAUCUACUUGGCACGGAGCACUAAGUGGAUCCUGGCUGGUCUGGCAUCAGUCUUCGUCGUCACGUUCCUGAUGAUGUCCUGUGGCUUCCUCUUUCCUUAUUCGGCCAGUCCAGAAAGCCCGAGGCCAAAAAGAGUUUUCCUGCAGCACACGACGCGGACCUUCCACAACCUGCAGGGCCAGGUGGAGAGCCGGGACUCAGGUCUGUGGAUCAACAGUUUUGACUACACAGGCAUCCAGCACAUCACGCCUCACAUCCCCGACAUCAACGACAGCAUCCGCACCAGCUGCCGAGAGGACCGGCCCUUCUGCGGUUACCCCUGGUUCCUGCCCGUCAAGUUCCUCAGCAAGAAGAACUGGUACCUCCCUGCUCCAGAAGUGUCUCCCAGCUCUCCUGUGGAGUUCAGCCUGCUGUCCAGAGAGGAGACCAGCUGGGGGACGGUCAAGAUGACCUUCAGUGUGAAAGGCCCCAGUCACAUGUCCCUGUAUCUGAUGCCCCAUCGAGGAGCCGGCCUCUCCACGUGGUCCUUCGGAGACGGGACGCCUCAGUUCGAUCUGAGUGGAGAAUAUUUUGUGUUCUAUUCUCGAGGCCUCGACGCCCCCUCGUGGACCUUCUGGUUUGAAAUACAGCCCCCCAGGGACCCAGACCCCUCAGGCCCCGAGGGGAUGAUCUCCGUUGCCAUCUCCACCCACUAUUUCUUCGGACAGGACAGUAGGACUGCUCAGCUGGAGGAAGUCCUCCGCAAGUUUCCCUCAUGGGCUUUUCCUUCGUCUUGGGUUAGUACCUACGACAUGUACCGAUACUGAGGGACGCCACAUAUCGCAGAGGACGGCGCCGAGGAGAGCUGAGGGUCAAAAGGCCCCCCCCCUGAGACAUACAAACUGAUUUAAAGGAACCAGCCUUUCCUCUCUGACACUCUACUCCUGCUCCCUGAGAGACCCCCAUCACUGUGUCAGCAGGCUUAUAGCUAACGGAGCAGGAGGAGGCGCGGAGACACGGCAGAGGUAAGCCUAUGAGAGAGCUUACAAACUCAACGUCCGAGGCACCGGCAAACACAAGCCUCGUGCUCUCUCCUGGGUUAGCGAAACAAAGGGGUUCCGUUUUCCUUUUUUUUUUUUUUUUUUAAAUCAAUCUGUCGUGCCUUUGCUUUACUCGAUCCAUCUCACCCUCCUCCUCACUUUCCCUCAUGCCUCCUUCCUCGCCGAAUGAAUAACCACUUCCCCUGCUAACCCCUCAGAUUACAUCAGGCUUCCUAUGCAGGAAUGAACACUACCUGCACUGUAGGUGUAGAUACAUACCGAUGGAUCAGUUUGACCCUUUCUCUGACUUUGACUGGAAACGUUGACACUUUGAAAGUUGCUUUUCACCAACAUGCACUUGUUUAUAUUCUGAGCAAAUUGUUUUUCUGUUAACAGUGAAAUUGCUCAUUUGAACUCCUCAGUAGCACCACUGAUUAGCAAGUCGUACCGCUGUGUUUACAUGAGGAACGCCAACAAUCUGCGUUAACUGUCAGAGAGCUGGCGUGCAGAUGCUGUGCCUGUUGGAUGGAAACAGCUGACUAGAAUCAAAAUGUCAAUGUGUCCUUUAAAGGAGCAGCCUUCCUGGGGAGUCUGUGCAGAGGGCGAUAUGAGUCUUAAUGUUUCAGCCUGGUGGGAUCAAAGCUAACUUGUGUUGAAAUGGUCUUGAUGAGAACUCCCAGGGAAACAGGGGCAGUCUGAAUGUCCUGUGACUAGCCUUAUUCCCCGGGGCCUUGAGGGUGAGCGGCCGGAAAACCAACCAACUCCACACUCAUUACCGUCAGCAGGGUCAGCUUCGUGUUGGUUUUUACAUUUGCUGUUGCUGUAAUCGUUUUUCUCGACUAUGCUGUACUAAGAGCUGCCUCCAGUAGCACCUAUGGAAGUAUAAUAAAAUGGAAGAUAAUAAAAAAAAAAAGAAAGAAGAAGAGAUAAGACUAUGAAUUAAAUAAUCUUAUUAAGCUUUUCUUUUAUAAAAAUGUAUAUGUCCCCUAUAACCGUUGAGGAAUUACACUGUGCUAAAGAGUUUAUUUAAUUAAGUUGUUCUGAAAUGGGUUUGAUUUUAGAUUUGAAACGUUCACAUCGGUGCCGACAGCUCUUAGCAGUAUCUUAUCUUGUGUGUGUGUUGCUAAUAUUUCACAUAGUUCACUCAUCUCAUGUGGAGCCUUUCCAUCUAGAGCCUAAGUACCACAACUUGCUCCUUCAGAUAGCCGGCCCCUGACAGCACCACGGUACAUUCAGGGCCGGGUCACACUUGAAGAGAAGCGGCGCAGUGACUGGAGAGAUUACACACAUGGGGGUAAAGGUCAAUGUCUCCUGGAGGAAAUGCACUCGGAGUGUUGCACUUGGUCGCUCAUGUGAAAAGUGACAAAGUGUUGUGCCAAGAAAGCUAGAGGAAGGUUCAAGGAUCCCCUUAACAUCGGUCAUUUAAGUGCAAAGUGGUUGUUAAUGUUGCUUUCGGAAAGUUCUAGAAAUGAACAGGUGUGGGGGAGGGGCUUUACGGAGCUGUUUCACCACCUAACAAGCCGUCUGAGGGAGUAUACUGGCCCCUUGAGUGUCACCACUACCUCUGCAGUGAUCCAUACUUUGUGAUAACAGCUUUUUAUUGUCCUCGUGACGACUGGUUUGAACUGUGACUGUUGAACAUAUGGAAAUGAUUUAGCUAACUCAUUUUAGAGAGAUUAUUUGUAAUGGAUUAUAACGCACCGUUAUGAUGAUCUGCAGGCUACCUCUGAUUUCUGCAGUCGGUUAAAUCGCAUCUGUUGUCAAGUGACCGUCCCCCACUGAGGAAUCUGUUCAAACAAAAAUGUCCACUGUUGCUUGUCUAAAGUUUGACUCCCUCUCAAUGUGGCAUCAGGAAAAACUCGUCUUUUGUCCGCUUUGUGUUACACAUGUCGUUGUGAUCCAUGUUUUCCGACAUGCUGACAUGAAGGAGGCCUUAACAUUUCGCUUCCAACGACACAAACUGUUUACUGUCGUGGACACCAACGACUCAGCGGUUUGUAAAGCUAUCAGGUGCUGCACUGUUUUUAUGCUGUUGUCUGUUGGAGAGUUUAAACUUAAAUCCAUCCCAGCCUUAGACGACACUCGGCAGUUAACGGUCCUACUCUGCUCCUUCUCUUAUGCACACGUCUUUUAAGUACUCUAACUCCAUCUGUGUGUGAGAGCAGGUGACAUAUCUGUCCUCAGUGUCCCUUCAUAAAACUAAACAUAUCAGACCUGCUCUGUUAUGAAUUCACUUAGACUGUAUUGUAGGAAUAGUUUUUUGUUAUUGGCCGGUGAAAGAGUUGACAAAGAGAUUUGAUUCUACGCGUCACGUUUGUUUCUUUUUGUCAAUCCUAAUAGGACCAUACCUGUGUUUUGUGUGCGUUUUAGCCAUUAACCACAGAUACUACAGCAGUGGAAGCAAGUCAAACCCAUGGACAGUAGUUGGCACUAAUGUAAAUGUGUGUGUAACAGAUGCUGCGUUAACUCAGUGCUGCUCUACCCGAACCUCAACACACACACACCAGUGUGUAGAUGCUUAUUUAAGUGACUUGAGUUGAUCUAAAUCCGUUCUAUUGAAAGUGAAUAUGCAGAGCGUCUACGGGAGGAAAAGCUUUAUUAACAAGUGUAAAUGGUUAUUUUCUAAUAAUCUGUGUAAAAGUCAUAUAGUGAUGUUGUUAGACACUGAAGGAAAACAUGGAAACAAGAUUUUUUUUUCUCCAAAUGUUUUGAGCUUCAUAUUUCCAUCAAGAUAACAGUUUGUCAAAUGACCUUCAGAGUCUGACCAUUUCAAGGUGUGUUUAGAGUUUAUAAUAUGAAAUGUGUUGGCGGUUAAUGACUGACAAGAGGUCCGUUUGUUUCAAUAAAAGCCCGACCACAGGAGGAACUGCCGUAAACGUCGGACACAGAUGAAAGACGUCUCGAUUGAAAACGCUGUGAAACGGCUCCGCUGACGCCGCUGGUGCUCCCACUGUUAGAGUAAAGAAACACGGAGAGAGCUUAACAUAAAUUAAACAGUGAUUUGAAAUAGUUUGCAACAGAAUCUAAUGUAACUCAGUUUAGACUGAGAGGCUGAGUAAAAUCACACUAGGAUGUAGCUUUACCUUCAUCACACAAUGUACUGACAUACAUGGGACAGAUGUUCAAAUUGUUAACGGUUUUGUUGUAGUUACCUGUUCCAACAUCACUCAUGCCUACUUCUCUAACUGUUGUUAAAUUAAUGUUAUUUUUUUUAAACUGAUGAUUUUGUUCAUUUUUGUGAUUUAUUUGAAAUGUUCAAUAACUCCUUGAACUGCUGUUUUUUUUUUCUAAUUGCAUAUUUGUCUGUCAAUUGUAAUGAACUGAUUGAUAUGACUGGUUUUAUUGGGAUUGAUCUGGUGACAGGGUAUCCAUCUGUUGAUUGGACAGGAUGAUUUGAUCUUAUGCAAAAAGCUUGAAUUAAAUUAGCACCUGUACAGCAUUAAAAAACGCUUAUUACAA
Trematomus bernacchii (emerald rockcod) is the source of this 6391-nucleotide messenger RNA. Its product is annotated as endoplasmic reticulum metallopeptidase 1. The coding region runs from base 53 to 2719 and encodes 888 amino acids. NCBI's taxonomy places the organism in Eukaryota, Metazoa, Chordata, Actinopteri, Perciformes, Nototheniidae. Gene Ontology annotation, molecular function: metalloexopeptidase activity. Gene Ontology annotation, biological process: proteolysis. The transcript has 15 exons. The record is from RefSeq and is a predicted model, not a curated record.